Ostrea edulis (European flat oyster) is the source of this 1161-nucleotide messenger RNA. RefSeq lists its product as uncharacterized. Gene Ontology annotation, molecular function: nucleic acid binding. Gene Ontology annotation, biological process: DNA integration. The transcript has a single exon. The record is from RefSeq and is a predicted model, not a curated record. NCBI's taxonomy places the organism in Eukaryota, Metazoa, Mollusca, Bivalvia, Ostreida, Ostreidae. The coding region runs from base 1 to 1161 and encodes 386 amino acids.
AUGCCCAAGAACCAUUAUGUCACCAGGCUACUUGUGCGCAAAUUCCAUCACCAAGUGUUACAUCAGAGACGACUGCUGACAGAAGGUGCACUGCGUUCCGGUGGAUUCUGGGUAGUUGGUGCCAAAAAUCUCAUAAGAUCUGAGAUCAAGUCCUGUGUCACAUGUCGCAAGUUAAGAGGAAGUUUUGGAUGGCAGAAAAUGGCUGAUCUACCUGAGGAUAGAAUGCAGCCAGCUCCACCUUUCUCUUAUGUAGGUGUGGACACCUUCGGACCUUGGCUUACCACGCAACGACGGACCAGAGGGGGAACCGUGAAUCAGAAGAGAUGGGCUUUGAUGUUUACAUGUCUUGUAUCACGAGCAGUUCAUUUGGAAGCAAUUGAAGAGUUGUCCACCGCUUCAUUUAUCAAUGAGUUACGCAGGUUUAUUGCGUUGAGAGGUCCUGUUAUACAGUUUAGGUCAGAUCGCGGUACAAAUUUCACUGGAGCCGUGCAUGAACUGAACAUUCCUUAUGAUCUGGUGGAAGACCCGAUAUCUAAAAGGUAUCUUGAAGAAAACAAGGUUACAUGGGUAUUCAAUCCUCCCCAUGCCUCUCACUUUGGUGGGGCAUGGGAACGGAUGAUAGGUGCUUCAAGGAAGAUCUUGGACAGCUUACUGUUGAAUCAUAAGGGACCUUUAACACAUGAAGUUUUGACUACCUUUUUGAUGGAAGUUAGUGCUAUCCUGAAUGCUAGACCACUUGUCGCAGUAUCAGCUGACCCAGAUGCACCACAGGUACUUUCACCUGAUAUGUUAAUUCAUCAAAAAACCGUACAUACGUCACAGUUAGACAUUCCGGUGUUUGGGACUAAGGACGCCCUCAGUUCCUGGAAGCAGGUGCAAUAUUUGGCGGAUCAGUUUUGGCAAAUAUGGCGCAUACAGUACAUGCAAAGCUUACAGAUUCGUCAGAAAUGGUUGUCAGAAGGUAGACAGUUCCAGAAAGGAGAUGUAGUUCUUAUGCGUGAUGAUUCGUUACCCAGAAAUCAGUGGUCCCUUGCGAUAGUGAUAGAGACCUUUGAAAGUAGUGACGGACGCAUACGCAAGGUGAAGAUUUUUUGUGGCCGUAACAGAUCAUCUUAUGUGAGACCUAUAUCUCAGUUGUGCUGUCUCAGUGAAGUUGGCUGA